This is a messenger RNA of Dalotia coriaria, 844 nucleotides long. RefSeq lists its product as uncharacterized. The record is from RefSeq and is a predicted model, not a curated record. The transcript has 3 exons. NCBI's taxonomy places the organism in Eukaryota, Metazoa, Arthropoda, Insecta, Coleoptera, Staphylinidae. Bases 434 to 844 code for a protein of 136 amino acids.
GCUGCGUGCUGCUCGCCGCAAUCAGUCAGUGUACGUACGCGGCUCGCAGCGCACGUCCGUCGUUCGUGUCGAUUCUUCAUAAUACGCACAGCGUUGCGGACGCGUUCUCAUCACAAUCUCAAAUCGAAAACACAAAAAAUAAAAACAAAACAAACGAAUCUUGAAAUCUAAAAAUUAUAUAAAUGUGCGUGAUUCACAUGAAUCACAUGUUCGGACUAUGAAAGCAUGGCGGUGCUAAACACUUGAAUAUAUAGUUGAAUACGUAGAUAAAUAAAAUUUGGUGUGAAUAUAGCCAGUGAUUGUUGAAUGUUGUUGUCUGUAACCAGUCGUCUUCUAUGUGUGCAUAAACACGUUUCGCGAUAAGAUAAAAGCUAAAGAUUUAAAACGUUGAAGUUGUGUAGUUGUGAGAAACUUUUGGAAGAAACUUGUUAGAAUGCAGCACCAUCCCGGCUCGUGGUACCUGCCGUGGGGGGUGCCCCUGCAGAAGAUGGUCGCCGUGCCCAUUCAUCAUCCCGGAGGACCUUUGCAUCUCCAACCGCCAGCUGUUCAUGUACAGCCGAUGCUUGCUGGUCUGCCGGCCCCGCUUGCAACUUUGCGCACAUUUGUUGCUCAGCCAACCAUGCGACAACCACAAAGAAAGAUUUGUGGUGGAAAUGAAAAGGAGAAGAAGCUUUCCGGUGGUACGGAGAAACGGAAAGCCGACGACGGAGAGCCAAACAAAGAUCUUAAGAAGGCGAAACUCGAGACCAGCGCUGAAAGCCAAAACGGCCUGAUUCACAGACGACCGAUAUACAACGAAACAUCCUACUACAUCGAGAAUGGUACGUUAAAAAUAUUUAAUUAA